Molecule: messenger RNA, 1826 nt
Organism: Corticium candelabrum
Lineage: Eukaryota; Metazoa; Porifera; Homoscleromorpha; Homosclerophorida; Plakinidae
Exons: 4
Coding region: 115-1494 (459 amino acids)
Biological process (GO): nucleoside metabolic process; signal transduction
Molecular function (GO): catalytic activity; protein binding
Source: RefSeq, a predicted model, not a curated record
AUUACUUCCUGUUUGAAAGACGUCAUCGGCCGCAUAACAGGAGCCUUUCUCCGUUGCUCAUUUGGGUGAAAUCGGCUCGGCGCUUGCAAUAUAAACUACAACUAGUGAAACUUCAUGAUGGCUGACGAGGAGGUAACAUCUAAGGACCUGGUGGAUGUGGCAAGCAACGACAAUAUUUCUGCCGAUUGGAAAAAGCUUGCUUCCAUUCUUGACUCCACGAAGUUUACCCGUGGAACAAUUAGAAUAAUCAAGGAGGAGAACAAAGAAGAUGAUAUAUUCAUGCAGACCAAAUCGAUGCUGGAAAAAUGGCACAACAAACACGCCAGGUCUGCCACUCGCGGGAAACUGAUCAAAGCUAUAGUCAAGUGUGGCUAUACGAAAGACGCUGAAACAAUAUUUGGGGUGCCCCUAGUGACACAGAACACUCCAUCUGGUGGUGGAUCUGAUACGCCUGACGGACAUUCUAAACCAUCAGAUGCUGGACCAUCAGCCAUUGAAGCAUUCUUUGUAACAGCAGUAGAAUCAGAGGAUAAGGCUCUUGAAGGGGUUUUGGAAAAGGUGGCGCCUGAGCUUCGUGAUAAUCCUAUAAAGUUUAAGGGAGAGCUGAUUAUGCCAUGCUGGUCAACAACGUGGCAACCCAAUGAAUCAUCUCGUAUCAUAGUCGGGAUGACAACACAAGCUGAAAUGGGUGCGUCGUCCGCGGCUGAUAUAGCAACGGCUGUAUACCAAGCAGUGGAAAAUGGAGCAAUACACAAGAAUGCUUUUGUAGCCAUGGUUGGGGUGUGUGCAGGUCGUGAAAGCGAGAUCAGCUUGGGUGAUGUAUUGACACCCUGGAAAAUCGCUAUUGAAUCAGGUGGAAAGAAUGAAAAAGAUUGUCAUAAAGCAGCUGCCAAAUAUGUUGAAGUACGUCGUCCGAUGACAUCUGCAGUUCUACAAGCAAAAAGAAAAUUUGGCCAGGAAUUAGCUAAAUAUAUUCCAAAUCAUCUGCAAGGCAUACCAUCUCCAAGGUAUCUUCUGGAUGCUACGCUUUUGAGGCUUCAGCAACUGAAGAACAGUAAAGAAUUACUUGACACUCCCACUGUACACGGAGAUCUAAUGAAACAAUAUAAAAAGUGGCCUGAGAAAGUGAUAACAAAGAAGGUUGUGAAACAAGCGCUAGACAAGCUAGUCGACAUGACAUAUGCAGAAACAGAUGAAGAAGGAAGAAAUUUCAAAAUAGCUUCAGCUGGCGAGGAAGAAAUAAAGAAGGUCAAGGAAACUGAAGAUUUUCCUCGUACAGAUGAAGGGCCCAAAAUCUGGCACGAUCCUGUACUACAAGGAACAGAUGUGGAAAGUGAUUUGGAUGAUCCUAAGUGGGAAGCACAUGCCCAACGUGCUGGUCAAAGAAAACUUCGUGGAUAUGAAAUGGAAGGCUACACAUUCUCGUCUCAAAUACUAAAGUGGUGCAACGACAUAAACCUUCUGUUCGUAAAAGGUUGCAUCAGAUGUGGGUGAUAAAGCAUACAAGAUGGAUUAUUAUCAAGAAUACGCUGCAUGUGUGGCCACGGCAUUUGCUCUACACGUUCUGGAAACGACCCCUUCCCUUGCUGGCAGACAGUCUUAGAGAGACAUGUUUGCCACAGUUUUAGUUGCGUGGCUUUAUUUCAUGAGACGUUUACAUGCAUGAGUAGCUCUAGCUGUGCGGUUCUCUAGCUAUGACAUGCAUGUAGACAUGUAUUGUGCUGCUGUGAGUGUACAUGCACAGAGCUGCAUGUACUUUUUAGUUGUAGGCUUUUCACGUUUGGAUUGUAGCUGGACGAAAUACAGUCUAUACAUAUAUCUACGUA